Molecule: messenger RNA, 1761 nt
Organism: Symbiodinium natans
Lineage: Eukaryota; Dinophyceae; Suessiales; Symbiodiniaceae
Source: the annotation of a GenBank genome assembly
AUGGCGCUCGCUUCAGCCAAGACACCGAGGGCAGUUGCUCCCAAAGUGAUUGCCACCAAGAAGAGUAUGAAAGUAAGCGCAAAGACUGAAGGCGAACUGGACCUCGACCAGCUGAUUGGCCAAGUUGCAUCCGUGCCGGUUGCCUCUUUCAAAGGAGGCCGCGGUUCACUGCCGCCCUGUCCCGGAGCCCAAUUGAAAGUUGCAGGUCCGGAAGAAGAAGCGACGGGCAAGAGCCUGGGCCGCUAUGCGACGCCUUCGUGUGGAGUCACCAAGACCAAAAGUACGGGAGCACACACGCCGCGGCGACACUCUGAAAUCCACAUCCCAGGCAUGAUGUCUCCGGCGCCGCCCUCUUCACCACAUAGUGGGCGACCAAAACCGCCGAGCAAGCACCGGGCGUCUACGACCCAUGUGUCAGCAGAAGAAGUGAAAAACCUCGAUACUCAGAAACUUGGGGUCAUUCUUCGAAGAGGUGCUGGUGCAGAACUUCGGGAUCCCGAAUCUGUUGGUGGUCGCGAUGACGAUGACUCGGAGGACAUCCACGAAAUGCCGAUGAUCAAGUCGAAAACCGACCCAAGGUCAGCUCUUGAUCCCGUCCAAAAGCCGACUGCAACGGCGCAGGUCCAGAAGCUUCCGAGCCAGCAGGAGGAGUUGGUUUCGAGGCUUUUCCUCUCCGACACCGAAAGGAUCCAGCGCACAAAGGCUGGCGCCACUUCAAAUGAAGGUGAAUUGCCAGAAGGCCUCUCUUCCCAAAGGAAGAAGAAGCUUGAUGGCCGACGCCGGUCGAGAGAAUUGCAGGCCAUGAUCGAUUCAGUGGAGAAUGAAGAUGCUGAAACAAACAUCCAAGUGGACGAAAAGAAACUGGAGCAGGAUGUUUUGCUCCUGAGUGACGAGCAGAGCAAGGAAGACGAGUACUGGAGCACCAUGUGGCAGAUGACGAAAGACGCGAUGAGGGCCUCAGAAGCGCCACAAGAGGCUAUAAAGUCUCCAUUCUUUGGCUUCUCAGGUCGGCGCUCCUUCACUGUUCCUACGGCCCAGACGUGGCCUGCAGUUGAGAAAGCGUGCCAAGUCAGCUCCAAGUUUUUCCUGUACUGGAGACAGCUCUCCGGCAGCGGUGGUGUCCUGAGCAAGUUUGGGCAGAUACAGUGUGCGUGGUGUUACACGACACUCAGCCUUGCUAACAUGUCAGCACCAGAGGAGGAGGAGGAAGUCGCCCCAGACAUGGAGGAGGAGGAUAUGGAUCAGGAGGCCGACCAAGAAGAGCCUGAAGAAGAGCACGAAGACGAAGAAGAUCCUAGUGGCAGGGCGGAGGCUGCGCCCAAGUCUUCCGGGCGCAAGGCCCGGGGCAAGAGCAAAGCGAAGCCGAUCAAGAAAGAUGCCUCCAAGGGCAAGAAGGCACCUGUCCGGACAGAGUACAAAGCGGGCAUUUGCUUUCCCGUUGCCAAAGUCAGAAAUCUGCUCAAGGAGAGUGGAUACGGUCGUGUUUCACAAGAUGCGUCAAUUUACCUCACAGGCGUCAUGGAGUACGUCGUUGCAGAGAUCCUGGAGCUGGCAGGCAACUCCGCCAAGGAGCAGAAGAAGCAACGCAUCCUACCGCGCAACAUCCAGCUGGCGAUCCGCAAUGAUGAGGAGUUGAACAAGUACAUGGCCAAUGUGACCAUCAAAUCUGGUGGAGUCAUCCCCAACAUCCACACCGUGCUCAUGCCUCAAAAGACAAGUGCCAAAGGCGUCAGCGCAGGCUCCCACUCCCAGGAGUACUGA